UUCGGGUCUGGCAACACUGCUUUCGUGUUCGUGAUGUCUCCGAAGUUGAUUUUGUAAAACCUCAUUUGCUGUCGGUCGUUGGCUAAUGCCAAGCAAUUAUUUGAGUUUAAUAGUAGAUUCUACGAUUACGCCUUGUCGCGAUUGUGUCUCCAGCAGCGUCAUUUCGAUUUGAAUCCAGAUAAUAUUCUCUUAAAAUGGCAGGAGGCACAACUCUUCAGAAAGCAAUUGAUUUGGUGACAAAGGCGACAGAGGAAGACCGCAACAAGAAUUAUGAGGAGGCAUUGAGGCUGUAUGAGCAUGGUGUUGAAUAUUUCCUUCAUUCAAUCAAGUAUGAAGCACAAGGGGAAAGAGCCAAAGAAAGCAUCCGUUCAAAGUGCCUGCAAUACCUUGACAGAGCUGAAAAGUUGAAGGAGUAUCUCAAGAAAGGCAAGGAUAAGAAGAAACCAGUUAAGGCUGGUGAUGCAAGCUCAAAGGAUGAUAAGAAAAACAGUGAUAGUGACAGUGACUCUGAUGAUCCUGAGAAAAAGAAACUGCAGGCGAAACUUGAGGGGGCCAUUGUGGUGGAGAAACCUUGCAUCAAAUGGACAGAUGUGGCUGGUCUAGAAGGAGCCAAAGAGGCGUUGAAGGAGGCAGUCAUCUUGCCCAUCCGAUUCCCACACCUUUUCACUGGAAAAAGAAUACCCUGGAAAGGCAUCUUGUUGUUUGGACCUCCUGGUACCGGCAAAUCUUACCUUGCAAAAGCUGUUGCAACAGAAGCAAACAAUUCCACAUUCUUCUCAGUAUCUUCAUCUGAUUUGGUGUCAAAGUGGCUUGGUGAGAGUGAGAAGCUGGUGAAAAACUUGUUUGAGUUAGCUCGAGCUCACAAACCCAGCAUCAUAUUUAUUGAUGAAGUGGAUUCACUAUGCUCGUCACGAUCAGACAAUGAAUCUGAAUCUGCUCGCCGAAUCAAAACAGAAUUCCUUGUACAAAUGCAAGGUGUUGGAAAUGAUAACGAUGGCAUCCUAGUCCUGGGUGCCACUAAUAUACCUUGGGUCCUGGACUCAGCUAUUAGAAGACGAUUUGAGAAAAGAAUCUACAUUCCCCUACCUGAGGAGCCCGCAAGAAUGGUUAUGUUCAAGCUUCAUCUUGGAAACACUUUUAAUACACUCUCUGAAGAAGAUAUAAAACAGUUAGCAAAGAAAAGUGAAGGGUACUCAGGAGCGGAUAUCAGCAUAGUUGUGAGAGACGCCCUCAUGCAGCCAGUCCGAAAAGUUCAAACAGCGACCCAUUUCAGGAAAGUGAAAGGUCCGUCCCGCAAAGACCCAAGUGUCAUUGUAGAUGACUUACUGACACCUUGUUCACCUGGACAUCCCGAAGCCAUCGAGAUGACAUGGAUGGAGGUUGAUGGUGAUAAGCUGUAUGAACCCCCAGUUACCAUGAGCGAUAUGGAACGAUCACUACAGACGUCCAAGCCCACAGUUAAUGAUGAAGAUCUUAUAAAGCUUGAUAAGUUUAAGGAGGACUUUGGUCAAGAAGGGUAGGCUUAGUACCAAGACAAGCCUUGAGAGAGCAAACCGCUUGCAUACAAUUGGCAUAAACCGUACUUUUUCUUAUCUUUUGUUGGUAAAAAAGCACGUCACAUUGGAUUCAUACAAAAUCCAAUUCUGACAAGUACCUUCUAUCAGAAUGAGUCUUUCACUUGCCUCUCUUCUAUCAAUGGUGGAUGAGACUAUUUGCAUCCUGUGCUGAAUGAAAGCCUGUGGGUUGGUUCUUUUAUGUCUAACAGUGUACUGAGAGGUGGUAUUACUUAAACCGUUCUUGUACUAAUAGAUAUUUAUUGCCCUGCACUUUAGCAGUUUAUGUCCUUGCCCUGGCUGCCCUUUACAGGAUUUUGUAGAAGUUUGUUUUUUUACGUUGAUAUUUUUAAAAAUUUUGAAAGCAUGAAGAAGAUUGGUGUCAUGAUGAAUGCUAAGAUCCACUACCAUCUUUGUUUCUUUUCUCACAUCCUCAUUACAGAUAGCAAAAUAUCUACAAAUUGUAAUUAUAGCCAGAGACUGCAUACAUCUCUGUGGGAAAAAAUGCAUUUGGUGUUUCGGUGCUCUCCUAAUCAAUGUCGUUUUGUUAAAUUCAGAAUUUUACCAAAUGGAAAUGAAUUUUAGUCCCAUUAGCAUUGUGACCAUCAAUAGGAAGGAAGCUUUUAUAUUUUGAGAAUGGACUCAAUCAAAUUUGUUGAAUUUGUAUAUGAGCUGUCUUUAUUUUCUUACUGUUACUUGUAAUGAUUAAGUCAUUGUUGGGCUUUCUUGCUUUUAGGUUGACUCAAUGUUAUUAUUUGUGUAAUAUUAUUUGUAAACAGUGUAAAGUAUUUUCAACAUUAAUUUUGUCUUUUCCGAUGCCUUAAAAAAACCCUUUAAAAUGACUAUUUAAACUGACAACUUUCUCCGACGUCAAAAUUGAUUUGUGAUCAUAAAAAAAACAGCCUGCAGAGAGCAUGAAUCAGUGUAAUGCCUGUUCUGAAAGAAACCGAUCUCUUUAAUUGAUUGGUACCCAUCUUUCUCAGGCCUCCGACUGGUUCCUGGACACACAUAUGUGAUUGCUCUCUGUAGUUAUUGGAAGUGCAAUUGCUGAUAGAAAUUCUUUUGACUAAUGAUGGAACUGCGACUCUUGCCUCUGAAAUUUUUGAGCUUCAGCUUUAUUCUUUAUUGUGUGUGGGUAUCUGUUUCCACAAAAAUUUCAUGUGCUGUAGGCAUAACUUGUUUUGAGGUCACCUCCUAAAUCUGUUUUCUUUGAUUGUCACAAGUUGAAGCACUCAUUAUUUUCCUUUUUAAAAAAUUUGAUCUUUUUUAAACUUUUUUUUUUUAUGUGGCAACCCUUACUCCUUUUCUACAAUUCAAUGCUACUCCAUAUACUUCUGUAAUGCUCACACUAUAGGUAUCCUCAUCUGUGGUAAGCAUGAAAAGGUUUUGAGCUGUGAAAUUAGAGUUAUAUCUUAUUUUAAAACUGUCCUACUUCAAUUUCAAGUGUGGCAUGAGUUAUAGUUAUCGUAUACAUGUAAAUAAAAAUGCCGACUAUUUUACGCUGA
Messenger RNA from Thrips palmi, 3058 nucleotides. RefSeq names its product vacuolar protein sorting-associated protein 4B (gene Vps4). Gene Ontology annotation, molecular function: ATP hydrolysis activity; ATP binding. Bases 195 to 1520 code for a protein of 441 amino acids. The transcript is spliced from 9 exons. Lineage: Eukaryota; Metazoa; Arthropoda; Insecta; Thysanoptera; Thripidae. Gene Ontology annotation, biological process: vacuole organization; endosomal transport. The record is from RefSeq and is a predicted model, not a curated record.